AACCGUUACAGUUUUCAUUUAGCACAAGAAAGGCUAAGGGCAAAACAAGAAAGAUUAAAAAUUUCAAAUAAUUGGAAAAAGAUAUACCAAAUUUUUGAAAACAUGGAUAUUGGUGGUUCAGCAACAACAAAUCCCAAAGGUGGCAAUGAUAUUAAUGUCAAUGCCAUGGCUAAAGUGGGUAAUGAAGGAUUGGGAGCUGCAGCUGGUGUCUUUGCCAGUGGCAAUAAUAAACAUGGACCAGUGACUACAGGAGCUUUUGGUGAAAUUAGUUCCAAUGGCCAUGGCCUAACCGUUCAACAUGCCAAUACCCAUGGCAUUAGCAAGUCAACAUCAGAAAAUCUACGCAUAAAUGCCUUCAAGAGUGACAACCACUCGGUAGACUUGAAUGCCUUCCAUGGACGCACACAAAUGCAAAAUGGUUUGAAAUUCGAUUCUGUGGGAGCCAAUGCAGCCUGGUCUCAUGCCAAUGGACAUUCGGCCAGUUUGGGAGUAGCACAAAUACCCAAAUUCGAUAUUAAAACUGUCAAUGCCAAUGCAACGGCUAAUUUGUGGACUUCGCCCAAUCAGGCCUCGUCGUUGAAUUUAAAUGCCUUUGGAAGUCAGCACACCAGUGGACCAUUUAGAGGUCAAAAAGAUUUUGGUGGUGGUCUUGGAUUUACCCAUAAAUUCUAAUCUUAGAGUUAACACUUUUUUCCCCAGCCAUAGUAGCGUAUAUAAACAUAAAAGAAAGAUAAGCAAAUAAGAACAUAAACAAAAUAAAAAUGAAAUUAAAUUAACAAAUCAAAACAAAAA
Messenger RNA from Musca domestica (house fly), 792 nucleotides. Its product is annotated as attacin-A-like. The record is from RefSeq and is a predicted model, not a curated record. Gene Ontology annotation, biological process: defense response to bacterium. The transcript has 2 exons. Gene Ontology annotation, cellular component: extracellular region. Bases 103 to 672 code for a protein of 189 amino acids. Lineage: Eukaryota; Metazoa; Arthropoda; Insecta; Diptera; Muscidae.